Molecule: messenger RNA, 1185 nt
Organism: Nelumbo nucifera (sacred lotus)
Lineage: Eukaryota; Viridiplantae; Streptophyta; Magnoliopsida; Proteales; Nelumbonaceae
Source: RefSeq, a predicted model, not a curated record
AUGGCCGGAGUUGUUUCCAGCGCGGUUGCAGAGGAAAUGGUCAAGAAAUUGAUUUUCACCGUUUCCCAAGACUCCCUUUUGGCAUGGAAUGUCCAAGGGGUGCUGAAAAAGCUUCAGGGAAGCUUAACAGUCAUCCAAUACUUUCUUCGGGACGCCCAAAGGCAGCAACUGCACAGUUCAGAGGUAAGAAGCUGGCUGAAGAGGCUUAAAGACGUAGCGUACGAUGCAGAUGACCUGUUGGAUGAGUUCGAGUAUGAAGCUUUAUGCUGUAACAUGGAGAUCCAGAAUACCCAGGACUCCAUCGAGAAUGAGGUACGUGACACCUCUUCCUUCAGCAACCCAAUUGCAUUUAGUUUCGAGAUGGCUUGUAAACUGAAGGAUAUAAAUGGGAUCUUAUAUGGUCUAAUUAGGGAUGCUGUUAGCUCAUCAGUCCAACUUCAAAUAGAACCCAUUUCUGGGGUUGGAGUUGGAGGGAGGGAAAGUGGUUAUGUGUCUGCAGAUACAACCAAUCUGGGUGGAACAGGAAAGAUGGCACUGAAUGCAGUUAAGAGUACUCUAGGAGGUUUGAGAAGUGGGAGUGGUGAUAUUUGGGACAACAGUGGAGUCUCAGCUGAACUGAAGUUGAGAUAUGAUCGUCUGCCAUCACCUGUUAAGCAAUGUUUCGCGUAUUGCUCCAUUUUGCCCAAGGAUAGUACCCAUGAGAAGGAUACUGUAAUCAAGUUGUGGAUGGCGGAAGGAUUUCUUGAAGUAGCUGCAGCCAGUGGAAGUAAACUGAUGGAGGACAUUGGAGAUGAGUAUUUCAAUACGUUGGUAUCGAAUUCUAAGUUUGAAGUUGAAAGAAGAGACAAUUAUGGGGACGUUCGAUAUUUCAGAAUCGAUGGUUCUGUACAUGAUCUUGUGAAGUUAGUUGCAGGGAAGGAAUGUUCGACAGUGAAGGACAAGGAAGGUAGUAGCAUGGAAGGUGUUUCUGAGAUUCGUCGCCUGUCAGAUGAAAUAAAAACUGGCCCAACAUCUUUGCAUGAGGCGAAGAAAUUGUGGACUGUUCGUUCCACAGAUGUAUCGUCCUUGUUAUGUUUCAACUGUCUGCGUGUGUUGGAUUUGCGAGGGAUUGUGGUCAACGAAAUGCCGAGUUCAAUCGGCAACUUGAAACAUCUAAGGAAAGAGGAAAUGGGAUCGAACAAUUGA